GGACUGCCAAUCCAUACUCUGUAAAGAUCCAUAACGUAGUAAAAAGAGAAGAACAUAACAUAACCUUUAAAAUAAAUGAAAUUUAAAAACAGAAUGUGUAUAUAAUUUUUGAACAGAAUUUUCAAGCUUAUGCACAUUACUGUUAUACUUUUUAUUAUCUUAAUCGAAUAUUUAUUAUAAAAAAGUAACAAUUUAUAAUGGAUGAUUCUCUACAAGACGUAGCAACUGAAUUCGAAACAGAUUUUUUUGUUAACGAAACCGAGCAAACUGCUAGUACAUCUAAGGAAGUUAAUGUAAAUAUCAAGAUACCUAGUAGCAAAACUCAUUGUAUAUUGGUGAAUCCGAAACAACGAGGAAACCCUCUACUGAAAUCAAUACACAACGUUCCUUGGGAGUAUGAGGAUAUAAUACCAGAUUAUCAAAUGGGAUUAACAACUUGCGCUUUAUUUCUUUCUAUUAGAUACCAUAAUUUAAAUCCUGAUUACAUUCAUGAAAGAUUAAAAAAGUUGGGGCAAAUGUACCAGCUAAGAGUUCUUUUAGUUCAGAUUGAUAUUAAAGAUCCACAUCACGUUUUAAAAAAUUUAACAAGAAUAUGUAUUUUGGCAGACUUGACAUUAAUACUGGCAUGGAGUCCUGAAGAAGCAGGAAAAAUAAUAGAAACUUAUAAAAUUUACGAAAAUAAACCAGCAGAAAGUAUUAAAGAAAAAGGGGAAGCUUCGCCAUAUUUAAGGUUGAUACAAGUUUUAACAUCUGUGAGAUCAAUAAAUAAGUCUGACGCAAUGGCGUUAAUCGACAAAUUCAAAACUCUGAAUGGCAUUAUACAGGCAUCAGAACUACAGUUGGCAGAAAUUCCCGGUUUCGGUUUGAGAAAGGCUAAUAAAUUGUAUACAUGUUUACAUGAAAGAUUUUGUAGGUGACACAAUUAAGAACUAUUUAAAUUUGUACCAAAUAUAGUUGAAUAUUUCAUUUUUUGUUAAAAUUAAAUUUUAUUUUUACAAGUGAAAACAAGCGCAAUGGAAAAAACGCAAACUUUUAAGUAAUUUUGAUACUUGGAUUAUUGUUUUGUUGGUUCAGACAUUCUGAACACACUAUUAAUUCCAACGGGAAAAUUGCCUUGGCGGGAAUCUUCACAUUUAUACCGUAACUACUAAACUAUAGAGUGGGCUGUAAGCAAUUGGCCCUUUGUCCCUAUUUAUGCUACUCUCACAUUUAGGAUACAAGCUGUUUAUUCUGUCAUAUCAUCUUCAUAGACUGAAGGUAAAAUAAAACCUAUUAAUUUGACUUACCUGUUUUAUACUAAAUUUUCCCACCAAUAAACUUUCUCCCACGAAAAUAAUCCCAGGGGGAAAACCCUUUUGGCGGGAAUUGUCAUAUUUAUUCCUUAACUACUAAAUUUUAGAGUGGGCUGUAAGGAAUUGGUCCUUUGUCCCUAUUGAUGCUACUCUUACAUUUAGGAUACAAGCUGUUUAUCUCCUGUCAAUUCCUAAAUAGUUGAAUAUUUAUCUUUUCCGAUGUUAUUUCAAUUGUUAAUGUUUUCGUCAAGUCUUUCUCAUUCCCUUGGUUGUAGUAAAAUUACUUCUGUUACUUUUCUUAUUAUUUUCUUCUUAACCCAGUUGAGUCUUUAUGUAUCAUAUUACUUAUCACAUUUCUUUGGUGUCUUUUCUGUUUUCACUCUCACUUUUAAUCCACAUAUUCUUAUUAGUUUUCUAUCAGUUAGUUAACGACAUUACUCUUCCUUUUUGUUUAUUAUUGUUUCACACGAUUUCAUCCAUGUCUUUAAUAUAUUUAUAAUGAACAUCAAUUUUUCUUCUACUUUCUUCUUGGUCAUCCUGACUGCUCUUAUUAUUUUUAUCAAUUCUGAUAUUUUAUCUAUAAUUUCCAUAUUUUCUUUUAUCUCGUUUCACCAGGUUCCUCUUUUCUAUUCUUAUUAUUUCUAUUGAUCUUAUUAGGUGUCUAGUUCAGUUGCGUUUUUAUACAACUGUUU
Molecule: messenger RNA, 1984 nt
Organism: Diorhabda sublineata
Lineage: Eukaryota; Metazoa; Arthropoda; Insecta; Coleoptera; Chrysomelidae
Gene: Ercc1
Product: DNA excision repair protein ERCC-1
Exons: 4
Coding region: 198-917 (239 amino acids)
Biological process (GO): meiotic mismatch repair; nucleotide-excision repair; mitotic recombination
Cellular component (GO): nucleus; ERCC4-ERCC1 complex; nucleotide-excision repair factor 1 complex
Molecular function (GO): damaged DNA binding; single-stranded DNA binding
Source: RefSeq, a predicted model, not a curated record